UGGCUGCCCUCCUCCCGCCCCGCACGGCUCCCAGCCCUGCCCUCCCUGCCCACGUACUUUUCACUCCCGCUCGAGGCAGGCUCCGGGCGGCGGCAGAGCUGCCAUGGCAGCCAGCUCUCGCCACUGGCGCAGCUACCUCGGGGUGAUCGUGUCCCGUGAGAGGCAGCGGAUGGAGCAUUUCCAGCGGGCCGAGGACAUCCUGCUGACCCUGCUGGAGGGCGUCCGCGCCAGCGAGCCCCGCUUCCUCGUGGACUACGCCAGGAACCUGGAAGCCUUGGAGUUCGCUCUGUGCGCCUCUGAGGACGCCGUCACCAUAGAAGUGCCCCUGGGGAUCGACGGCGAUACCCUGCGGGUGCUGCCGUGCCGGCCCGGGGACGCCCCCCCGGGGCUCGGCACCUGCUACCUAGAGGUGCCUUCUCCGGGAACCCACUUGCAGGACUGGACCAGCGCCGUGCGUGUGACGGAGCAGGGAGGUGGUGUGAGGUGCCUGGUGCCGGGCAAAGUUCUCCAGCACCUGAAAGAGCUCCUUGUCUCGUCCAUCGUGCGCUGCCAGCGCCUCUUCCUGCUUCAGCCAGGUGACCUCAGCGCCGAGGGCCUGCGGGACGAUGCCAUGGAGCUCUCCUUGCUGAUCCGUGGUGGCUGGAGGACCAUCCGCUUUGCCGUGGUGCCCGUGGUGAGGAGGCGGCAGGAGCCGCUCGGGCUCCAGGGGUGGCAGGGCCGCGGUGGCUUCCCCGAGGGCAGCCUGCGGAAGGCCACGGUGCAGGCACACCUCGUCCCUGCCUCUGCCCAGAGCUGGAGAUCCUCCACUCACCUGCCCAUCCUGAAGCUGCUGCAGGCGGUGGAUGUGAUGAAGGGGCCUCGGCUGGACAGCCUUCGCCUGCUGGACCAGCUGCGCAGCCAGGACUGGGCAGCGGAGGAUGGGGAAGGUGGUCUCACCUUCAACCACCUGAAGAUGGUGCUGCUGUGGAGCACGGAGCUCUUCCCCUCCCCAGAGGACUGGCAGGACCUGGAGGGCUCAGUCUACCGGCUUGUGGUGAUUCUCCUGCGCUGCCUGGCCACCCAGCACCUGCCCCACUUCCUGCACCCAGAAGAGAACCUCUUCAAAGGAGGGGCCUUGGACCUCACCUCGCUCUACCAUAGGGUGGAGAGCUUUGCCCAGGACCCCCAGCGCUUCCUCCGCUUCCAUUUUGGCCUCCCUACACGCACUGGCAGCUGUCAGACAGACCCAGACACUCGAGCCCUCCUGCACCUCUCCACUGCCAACGGGUCCUACUGGCACACAGCCUACUUUGACAUCCUGCUCAGCCAGUUCCAGGUGUACCGGAUCCAGGACAGCAUGCGCCAGGCAGCAAUGUCCCAGCUCCUCUCCAAGAUCCGUGAGGAAAUCCCCCAGCAGAGCUGA
This is a messenger RNA of Colius striatus (speckled mousebird), 1402 nucleotides long. It is a transcript of the gene MAB21L4, whose product is annotated as mab-21 like 4. The coding region runs from base 104 to 1402 and encodes 432 amino acids. The record is from RefSeq and is a predicted model, not a curated record. The transcript is spliced from 5 exons. NCBI's taxonomy places the organism in Eukaryota, Metazoa, Chordata, Aves, Coliiformes, Coliidae.